AGUUAAUGGGAGCACCUGGUGGCUGGUGUGACAGUAUCAGUGACAGGGAUAGAGCGCAGUUCCUCUUAAUUCUUCAAAAAUCAAAAAAUGAAAUAAAGCGGGAACCAUCCUUACAUCUCUCUCUCCCUCUGAAAAAAUUCUACUUUCUCUACGCUUUCUACAUUAUCUGCACCAGAUUAGAAUCCGCUGCAAUUCUGCAAAUCUCCUCGGCUCCUUCUUUUGGUGUUUCUUCUCUUCUCUGCAACACAACAGAGCCAUGGCGAGAACAAAACACCUAGCCCUACGCAAACAAAGUCGCCCACCAAGUCGCCCCACAGCCACACGUUCUGCUGCAGCUGCAGCUUCAUCUUCAGCGCCUCAAUCGACGCCUACAAGAACAAGUCAGAGGACUGCACCUUCAACUCCGGGGCGGACACAAAAGAAGAAGACUCGUUACAGGCCAGGGACAGUAGCGCUUCGAGAAAUUAGGCGCUUUCAGAAGACAUGGAAUCUUCUCAUUCCAGCUGCUCCUUUCAUCAGACUUGUUAAAGAAAUAAGUUACUUUUUUGCACCAGAGGUAACUCGCUGGCAAGCUGAGGCUUUAAUAGCUCUUCAGGAGGCUGCAGAAGAUUUUUUAGUUCAUCUGUUUGAUGAUUCAAUGCUAUGUGCUAUUCAUGCGAAGCGUGUUACACUUAUGAAAAAGGAUUUUGAGCUGGCUCGACGACUUGGAGGAAAAGCACGACCUUGGUGAAGACCAGAUUACCAUCCUACCCCAACUAGAUAAUUGCACAGCUUCAGUUCAAAGAAUCAGCCUCCACCUGGAGUCUACAAAGUUUAACCAUUAGUACUUACAGAUUGUUUCUAUUUUAACCAUUACCUCCUGUAAUAGAAUGGGUUAUUUAUGGUACAUGAUCUUCAACUUUCCAUACUGUAGUAUCAAUUCUUACAACCACACUUUGACUUAGUUGGACGCUAUGCCAUGUGAUUAUAGUGGACGAGUUACCUAUAUGUCAUGCAGAAAGUAGUCUAUGUUUUAGGCUGCAGAGAUACAUCCUUUUGCCUUA
Molecule: messenger RNA, 1043 nt
Organism: Nicotiana tabacum (common tobacco)
Lineage: Eukaryota; Viridiplantae; Streptophyta; Magnoliopsida; Solanales; Solanaceae
Product: histone H3-like centromeric protein CENH3
Cellular component (GO): nucleosome
Molecular function (GO): protein heterodimerization activity; DNA binding; structural constituent of chromatin
Source: RefSeq, a predicted model, not a curated record